Messenger RNA from Topomyia yanbarensis, 759 nucleotides. RefSeq lists its product as uncharacterized. Bases 1 to 759 code for a protein of 252 amino acids. The transcript has a single exon. Lineage: Eukaryota; Metazoa; Arthropoda; Insecta; Diptera; Culicidae. The record is from RefSeq and is a predicted model, not a curated record.
AUGCUCCCAUACAAAUGGAAGGUGAGGGACAGGAAACAAGAAUUUCAAGCGGCAGUAAGAAAUCACAAUGAAACUGAGGUACGAGAGUUUUACAUGAAACUGAACGAUUUCGACGCAGCAGUUAGAAUACGGAAGUCGUACCAGUUCAUGAAAAAGUUCAUUACAAGGAAACAGGCGAGAAAUGCCUACAUACCAACCAGAUUAUGGGGAGAAAUUUUGAAGGAAAGUGAGGGACCGAGACUGGAGCUACUGGAAGAGCAAGACACAUGCCCCCUAACUAAACCCCCAACGAUGGAUGAGAUGAGUGAAAUUGUUAGGCAUUCAUGCAAUGGAAAAUCGGCUGGGGCAGAUGGAGUGCGGAUGGAGUACAUCAAGUAUGCGGAUGAGGAAACCAUGGAGCAGAUGAUGGGAAUUUGGAGGAGAAUUUGGAUGGAGCAUAUGAUGCCGAAGGAUAUGACUGAAUCUAUUCAGAUACCAAUACCAAAAAUAAGCAGACCUAGAAAUGUGGACAAUUUCAGAAGAAUUAGCCUAUGCAAUGUAGGAUACAAGCCAUACGCUAAGUGGAUCAGGAAGAGGCUAAAGGAGUUUACGGGAGAAUUGGAUCUACACCAGGCGGCAUUCACAGAAGGAAGAUCCACGGAUGAUCAAAUAUUUAUGGCCAGGCGAACCAUGGAAGAGUUCUGGAAUGCUGGAAAAAGCUUAAUCGCAGUAACACUCGAUAUCAGAAAGGCAUUCGAUAACAUCAGUUUGGAUAAAUAA